Messenger RNA from Vicia villosa (hairy vetch), 495 nucleotides. RefSeq lists its product as uncharacterized. The coding region runs from base 57 to 341 and encodes 94 amino acids. NCBI's taxonomy places the organism in Eukaryota, Viridiplantae, Streptophyta, Magnoliopsida, Fabales, Fabaceae. The transcript has a single exon. The record is from RefSeq and is a predicted model, not a curated record.
UCCUUCAUCACACUUCCUCCCUUUCACUUGAUUCAUUUAAUAACCUAAACUUAAUAAUGGGAGGUUGUGUGAGCAGUCCUAAGGAUCUUGCCUUGAACGAAGGGGAAGCCCCAGUGGAGGUUCCCACCGCGCCGGAGAAGGUUGAUCAGGGCGAGACCCAAGUUGCUCAGGAGAAAGCUGAGGAAGUAGUUGAGCAGAAACAAGAGGUUGCAGGAGAGGCUGUGGAAGCCAAGGUAGAGGUGGCUGAGGCUCCCGUUGAGACUCCUGAAGCAAAGGAAGAUGUUAAAGCUGAGGAACCAAAGGAGGAGAAGAAAAGUGAAGAGCCUCUUGUGACCCUGUAAAAACUAUGAGUUUGUUAUUGUAAUUAUCCUGAGCCAAAUUUAAUUAACUAUGUGUUCUAGGAAGUUGUAACAUCGUUGAGGUGAUUGUUUGAUUUGUAAUUGUAACACUUAUUGGAACAUAUGGUUUCAGAAAUAUAAUUAUUGUUUUUAAUAA